AGAUAAAAAGGCAAAAUUUUCCUCUCAAAAAAGUCUCAGAACAAGAAGUAUUCUCUGCAAAUCUCAAUUGUCUGUGAGAGAGAGCAAACAUAAAGAAACACAUUUGUUCUCCCAAAAGCCGCAAAGCGAGAGGAAUUCUCUGAGAAAUUAAUUCGCCGAAAAUAAAGCUAAAAAAGGAGCAAGGAGGUAAGGACAACUUAAGAUACCAACAAUAGAGGAAAUAUAGAAAUAAAGGUCUAAGAGAGAGAGAGAGAGAGAGAGAGAGAGAGAAAGAGGAAUUUUCUCAUCGAAUCUAUUUUGCCAGGAAAGUAGAAACAUAAAAAGGCAAAAUUUCCUCCCAUAAAAGUCUCAGAUCAAGAGGUAUUUUCUGCAAAUCUCAAUUGCCAGAGAGAGAGAAAGAGAGAAUAAAUAGAGCAUAAAUAUUUUCUCUCAAAAGCUCCAAAACGAGAGGAAUUAUCUGAGAAAUUAAUUCACCAAAAGAAAUAAUUAAAACAAUCAGAGCUCUAGGAAAAGGACAAACCGAGGUACCGAAAAAUAGAUAAAUAUAAAAGACCAUAGAGUGAUUGAUGAAGAGACAAGAGAGAGAGAGAGAGAGAGAGCGCGAAGCAUAUCCUCAUAAAAAACGAUCAAACUAGCAACGAUAUUCAGAGUAUUUCGCCCACAACCAGAUAAGGAUCUGUGCCUCUCAAACCCAAAAAGUGAAAAUUGGAUCCAUCCGUGAAGAGAGUAAAAAAAGGAUAGAGAAAAGGCGAAGGAUAACUCUUAUUCAGACUCACUUAAGGAUAUCUAAACAUUGACUCUUUGAUCGUGGCCAAAGCUGUCCUUAAAUAAUUGGUUUUUCUCUUUGAAUUUCCUUGAAUUCUUUUCUCGAAUUUGCCGCACUGGUGUACGGAAAACCUUAUUGGACAAAUAAAAGAAAGUCAAAGAGUGCCAAAAAAUCAGAUAGUGAAAAAAUAUUAGUAUUUGAAUACCUGUCCUCUCUUCAUGAUAACCUCUUACUCUCUUUGAGUUUCUCACAGUGAUUUACAAAAAAGUCCCGCUGUCAAAAAAAGAGAGAGAAAUAUAACUCACACCCACAUUUAUGGCGUCAAUAAGGCCUAACAGUGCAAAAUAUUAAUAUACCAAUACCUCUCAUCUCCCUCUACUUAAGAUCACUCAGAUUCACUCUCAAAAAAUUUCCACACAAAGAGAAAUCUUUUCCCAGGCCAGAAAAGAGAGAGCUUAGAUUUCCAGACAAGUAAACAAAAACACCCAUUGUGUGUCCACCAAGGAAGCGAGCAGAUCCUACCUGCCACACUCUCUCACAGAGUCUCUUACACUCACUCAUUCUCUCCCUCACAAACACCACAGAGUUGCCUUGAGUGAAAAGUUAAAAAUAAAUCCAAAAAAAUCACCUCCUGUGCCAUUCAACUCCCUUGCGACCGACACACAAUCAAACACUCUCUCGUCGCCCAUCAUGGCGUUAACAACAAAGUGUCACAGUGUCAAACAAACAACGAAAACGAUGAAAUUUUUCACUUCACAACGAUGCCUGGUCUUUGGCAUAGCACUGCUAGUGGGAUUUCUGGCCCUGCACAUACAAUCGGUGGAGGCCAUGGCCCGGCGAAACUAUCAACCGGAACCCAUUGACUACGAUGACUAUGGAUAUUCUUCGCCCAAUAUGGAUAUACAGAAACGCAGUGAUUCGCUGCGUGAUAACAAGGAUAACAACGAUGAUGACGGUGGUGGCGGUGGCGGUGUUGCUUCUGCAGACGGGGAACGUGAUGCUGUCAAUGAGAAUGGCGAUUUUAUGCCACGCUUUAAGAAUCCCAAAAAUCUUCGCAACAUUUUCCCCAAACCCUCGGGUAGUUUUAUACAACUCAGCUGUCCUGCCAUUGGCCGACCGGAGCCCAACAUCACCUGGUUAUUGAAUGGCACCAAAAUAGCCCGCAAUAUGGGUCGUGUAAAGAAAACCAAAUGGGCCAUAAAUAUGGAAGAUCUCGUGCCAUCCGACUCGGGAUUCUACACCUGCAAGGUCUGCAAUCCCCUGGGUUGCAUAAAUCACACCACCAAACUGCACAUCAGUGAUCGUGUCAAUCACAAGCCCAUCAUUUUAACCGCUCCCAAAAAUCUCACGCUCUUCAUCAAUGAAAGUGGUGAAAUGACUUGCAAAUAUCUCUCAGAUCUGUUCAGUGUCAAGAGUUGGACAUUUACACCCUGCAAUGCCACGGCCUGUUCCCAGAAUACCACGGUGGUGGAUGGUGAUGAUGUUUUGAAAUUUGAAAAUGUCACUCAGGACCAGGAGGGUUGGUAUACCUGUAUGGAAAUGAAUGGUUUGGGUAAGUCGUGGAACAACGCCUAUUUAAGGGUCUUGGAUCCCACAGAAGCAAUCGUCCCGAAAGUCAUACGAUCCCAGACACUGUGGGAGGUGGUGGUGGCCACUGUUAUUCUGCUGAUGUUACUCCUUCUGGCCAUAUUCAUUUACUAUGUCUGGCGUAAAAUGAAACACGAAAAGCUGCUGAAACAACGCAUUGAAACGGUGCAUCAAUGGACCAAGAAAGUUAUUGUGCUAAAGCCGGCAUCAGGUGAUUCCUCCGGUUCCAUGGAUGCCAUGAUUAUGCCGGUGGUGAAAAUUGAAAAACAGCGCACCACAGUUCAACAAAGUUCCAACUCCGAACCGGCACCUUUUAAUGAAUAUGAAUUUCCCUUGGAUUCCAAUUGGGAAAUACCCAGAAAUACUCUCAUAUUGGGCGCCACCUUGGGUGAGGGUGCCUUUGGACGUGUCGUCAUGGCUGAGGUGAAUAAUUCCAUUGUGGCCGUGAAAAUGGUUAAGGAAGGUCACACCGAUGAUGAUAUUGCCAGUUUGGUGCGCGAAAUGGAGGUCAUGAAAAUCAUUGGCAAACACAUCAACAUCAUCAACCUGUUGGGUUGUUGUUCCCAAAAUGGACCUCUCUAUGUUAUUGUGGAGUUUGCCCCACAUGGCAAUCUAAAGGAUUUCCUUAAUAAAAAUCGCCCCAUCAAGGAUUAUGACAAGGAGGGUAAUCUCUCACCUCCCGAACACCAUUUGACGGAGAAACAUUUAAUUUCGUUUGCCUUUCAAAUUGCCCGUGGCAUGGAGUACCUGGCCUCACGGCGUUGUAUACACCGUGAUUUGGCUGCCCGUAAUGUGCUCGUCUCCGAUGAUUAUGUUAUGAAAAUUGCCGAUUUCGGUUUAGCCCGUGACAUCCAAGACACAGACUACUAUCGCAAAAACACCAAUGGACGUUUGCCCAUCAAAUGGAUGGCGCCCGAAUCGCUGCAAGAGAAAUUCUAUGAUUCGCAAAGUGAUGUUUGGUCCUACGGCAUUUUGUUGUGGGAAAUUAUGACAUUUGGUGCCCAACCUUAUCCCACAAUUAUGUCAGCCGAGGAACUGUAUUCGUAUUUAAUGUCUGGCCAACGAAUGGAGAAGCCAGCCAAAUGUUCGCUCAACAUUUACAUGCUGAUGCGCCAGUGUUGGCAUUUCGAUGGCAAUGCCCGGCCAACAUUUUCCGAAAUUGUGGAGAAUUUGGAUAAGCUGCUGCUCAGCAAUGAGGAUUAUUUGGAUGUGGCAGUGGCGAAUCUGGAGACACCGCCCUCAUCGAGCGAUGAAGAGGAAUCGGAUGCAGAGUCUAUGCGUUAUCAUUAUAAAUGAGAAGCGGUGUGAGAAGGGGAGUGACUUGAUAGCUACUAGGCCUUACCAUGCCAGGCAAAAAAGGGUGAGAAUUUAGAUUUUAAGAGAAAAGAAAAAGAAAGUAAAUAUUUG
Musca domestica (house fly) is the source of this 3760-nucleotide messenger RNA. Its product is annotated as fibroblast growth factor receptor homolog 1-like. Lineage: Eukaryota; Metazoa; Arthropoda; Insecta; Diptera; Muscidae. The record is from RefSeq and is a predicted model, not a curated record. The coding region runs from base 1457 to 3649 and encodes 730 amino acids. Gene Ontology annotation, cellular component: membrane; signaling receptor complex. Gene Ontology annotation, molecular function: fibroblast growth factor receptor activity; ATP binding. Gene Ontology annotation, biological process: positive regulation of cell population proliferation; multicellular organism development; protein phosphorylation. The transcript has a single exon.